Molecule: messenger RNA, 5751 nt
Organism: Naegleria lovaniensis
Lineage: Eukaryota; Heterolobosea; Eutetramitea; Acrasida; Naegleriidae
Exons: 6
Coding region: 1-5751 (1916 amino acids)
Biological process (GO): protein phosphorylation; cyclic nucleotide biosynthetic process; intracellular signal transduction
Molecular function (GO): ATP binding; protein kinase activity
Source: RefSeq, a predicted model, not a curated record
AUGAUUCCCCGAAUCGCUGAUUAUUCUGAAAGCCAACAUGAUUUUGCUGCACACGACACACAAUCAGAGGCACCGUUUAUUGUUGAUGCAAGUCACUUUUAUGGAAGCAACGUCUCUGUGAAAUUGACUCCCAAACAUGAUCAAUACUUUACAUUAAGCCUAGGACUGCCUCCAUUCUUUCUACCGGUUGUAGUGGAUAAUUUUACUUCUCCAAUUAUUCACUACGAUCGUAACACAACUCUUGUGAUCACAUGCAAGUACGUACCACAAGAAUAUCAAGGCUCUUCGUCUCUUCCUUUGGACAGCGACACAGUGUACAUUGUAAAGAUGUCAUUAACUCCGUCAUCUGUAUCUCAGUUAGAAAACGAUGCUUCUAUAUCCAGAUAUCUAGAAAAGAGUCUGAAAGCUAAUCAUGUAGCUCCCUCAAUUCAUGCCUAUCUUAAAGACUAUUUCAUUAUUGUGAAGGAAUAUAUAUCUGGAUCAUCGUUGAAACGUUUGACUAUGGAAAAACCAACAGCAGACCUGGAUACACUCCAAAAGACUCUAGAAGUAGCUAUCAAAUUAUGUUCAGGUGUUGACCAACUUCACAUGAUGAGAGUAGUUCAUUGCGAUCUAUCCCCUGAAAAUAUUAUUUGGGGCCAAUCAACUGUUACAAUUAUUGACUUUGGCCUGAGCGAGCUAUUACCAUUGUCCACUCCUUAUGUAUAUACCUCAAAUCCAAAGGGAAACGUUCGAUACAUGUCUCCAGAAGCAACUGGCCGCCUUCCAAAACCCUUAGGGUUUUAUAGUGACAUUUAUAGCCUUGGAUUUGUCUUGUUCGAAAUGAUUGCAAAAGACCAUCCGUUCAAUAACUGUGUGAAAAGCUCAGAUUAUAUAUUCUCUCACAUCACAAAGCAGCCAGAGUCGUUGUAUCAAAAUUUAAAACGAAGAGAAAUCAUUAAGGAUGAAAACUCCACAUUCGCAACAGUGGUUCAUGCGAUCGCGCUAGUUGUUAACAAGAUGGUUCAAAAAUCCUUUGACAAGAGAUACUUUUGCAUGGAGGGUGUUAUUGCUGAUCUUGAUAUUAUAUUGAAAUGCAUCCAAAAAGAAGACAAUUCUUGCCUCCAUAACUUUAUUCCAGGACAACACGAUGUUCAAACAACGAUUUCUAUUCCUUUCGUUGUGUAUGGAAGGGAUUCAAUUAUUGAUGAAAUGAAUACUCGUUUGCAAACCAUGAUUGACAUGCAAGUACCAACCUUAAUCAUGGUACGAGGAUAUAGUGGUGUCGGAAAAACAAGUAUUGUGCAAGAGUUUAGAAAUCGAUGUAAGGACAAAAUUGUGUACUUGGAAGCAAAGUAUGAUCAAAAUCAAAACGUGCCAUUUUUUGCUUUUACCUCAAUCAUUAGCACGAUCAUCGAGACUGUACUUGGAGAAACAGAAGAGUUUAUUUCCGAAUUUAAAAGCUAUGUUCUUGCAUGGCUUAAUAUUACACAGCUUGAGAUGCUUUCUGAAGUAAUUACUAAUUUUAGUUUAUUAUUUCCUUCGUAUCAAAGCAGAUCUAGCGCAUUCGUUUUGGAGGAACACCAGGAAGCAGUCAAGUGGUUUUCUCAAGGAGUCAUUUUCCUGUUAAAAGCAUAUAAUCAAAUGCAGCACAAGCCAAUAACCAUUUUCAUAGAUAACGUGCAGAGGAUAGAUUUCGAAUCGAUAAAGUUAUUAAAGGAAAUGAUGGGAUUGGGAACCUGUGAAGUAUUUCCUUUGCUUUUGAUAUUUGCAUACAGAGAUAAUGAAGUGAAGGACAACAAUUACCACCCGUUGAAUAUUUUUCUAAAAUCAGCUCGAUCCAUUCGAGGUCCAGUAACUGACAUUGAGGUCCCAGAACUGACUGAAGAAGACUGCAAUAAUUUGGUCUCAGUGUCACUACACCGAACUCCACGAGACACUGAAAACCUCACGAAAGUACUGUAUUCCAAGACCAAAGGAAAUCCAUUCUUCUUGAAACAAAUGCUUGUAACACUUUUCAAGGAAGAAAAAAUAUUUUUUAACCGAACCUUACAGGCAAUCUCAUGGAAUUUGGAAGAAAUAGGUCAAGUGAAAUAUUCACAAAAUGUUGUUGACUUUUUAUUGAUUCGAUUUGAUUACAUGCCACCAGAUACUAAAAAAGCACUAGCAUAUGCUUCAUGUAUUGGAUGCAAAGCCUUAUUACCACAUUUAUUUCACUUAAUGAACCUUACGAACGAUGAAUAUUCUACUUUAGGGCUGAAAGAAAGUCUCGAACACGGAGUUCAAGAAGGAUGGAUCAGCUACAUUAACUCUCAUACUUUACAAUUCAACCAUGAUCGAUUACAAUACGCAGCAAAUUCGUCAUUAUCAGAAAAAGAAAAAACCAAAAUCCAUUACACAUACGGAAAGUAUUUGUUACAAAAGGUUAAGGCUGGUGAAAUGGCUCUAGAAGAGGCAAUAUUUGACAUUGUAGUUCAUUUAAACCACAGAUCUAAAGACCCCAAAAUGCUUAAUUCUCCCAAGAAACGUAGACGCCUGUUAGAAUUGAACAAAAUGGCUGCCAAGAAAGCAAUCAGUAGUUGCUGCGCAAUAGAGCAAGCAAAGGUGUUCGCAAAUACGUCGUUAGAAAUUUUACGACUUGAGAAAGAUGUUUGGAUGGAACCACUGUAUCAGACGACUUUUGAACUCUUUAUGAUACAUGGAAAUUGUGAAUAUGUGACCAAUGUUGAAUCUGCAAUCUCUAUCUUCAAUACGGCCUUGAAAAAAGCAAAAACCAGAUUACAUAUUUUUGAAGCUUGUUAUAAUCUCGAGAUGUGUUAUUUGACCCAAGGAAAGUUCGAAGCCGUGUUUGAAUUGUUGACGACUCAUUUUUUUCCAGCGUUUGAAGAAUUGAAGUUUUUAACAGUCCCUUCGAAUCGAAAUGUCGAUGUGUUGCGAGAAUGGAUCGACAACAAGAUGAAAGACAUGAAAAAGAAUCUAAUUCCUAAAUUUACCAAAAAGGACGUUCUAGAAUUGCCUGACAUGACAGAUCCAGAGAAUAUGUAUUUUAUACAAAUGCUUUCUCAGGGUAGCCCAGCAAUCUUCCAUAUGAAAUCACUAGACACCAUGCAUACUCCAAACAGCAGGUUUAUUUUUAUGACCUGCAUGUUGAUAGGCAUGGAAAAAGUACUCACGAAUGGAAUGUGUCUUGAUGCUCCUAUUUUACUCGCCCUCUGCUCUCAUUUUUGGAGUACGUAUGACAUUUGGCCUAGGAUGACGAUAUUUAUCGAAGCUUCGAUAGAAAUCUCACGAAAUCGAUACAAGAAUCAGCAGCAUUGGUCCUCGUGCCUCUUGCUGAAAAUUAUGGACUUUGCUUUAUUUCCAAACAUCAAUGCCUUGGAAGUUUGGAAUUUGAUGGAGGAAGCUUUUCUAUUGACAGUCAAGUGUAACAACAAUAGAGGUUACGGAGUGUUCACCAUAACCUAUUACCCCUUCUACCAUUUCUUUUUUGCUAAUUCUGACAUCAAAACUUCUAUUGAGCUCAGCAAGCAGUGCAUUGCCGUUAUUAAGGACAUUGGAAACUGUGUCCUUUUAGAUACCAGUAACAUGAUCCUUGAGAUGAAGAGAGUCAUUUGUGGUGAGGCGGAGAGUUUUGACCCUGCAUACACUUGUGACAUUGUUCACUAUCCUGUUUUUAGAUGUAUGCACUUCUUGUUUAAAGCAAUUUCACUCUACUUUCAACAGCAAUUGGAAGAAUCGUUUGCAUGCAUUGAACAGACGUUUGAUUUUAAAGAAGAAGCGUUAGGAAUGUGUGUUGAGUGGGUUAUGGUUAUUUCACAGGGUUUAAUUUGUUGUGCUGUUCAAAAGUAUAUUCUAUUGAAUCACAUAGCCAACCAAGAGGAGAGACUUCAAAAAAGUGACAAAAUCAUUGAGGACGUCCUGCAACGAUUAGAAAGGCUCUGUCAAUGUAAUUCAUUGAUUUUCCCAAGUCCAUUUGCAUUGAUCAAAGCAGAAAAGUUAUUCUGUGACUAUUUACGGUUUGGACAUGACAACACCAGGAGCAUUAUCAAUUUGAUGACACAAAGUUUGACACUUGCCACUCAAGAAAGAAACCACUUUAUGGUGAAGUUAUGCAACCUGAAAUUGGGAGAGUUAUUCAAAGAUCUUAAUCUAUUCGACAGCAUUUCUGGAAAGUAUUUUUUCAACGCGUACGAGCAAUUCAAUGAAAUGGGAGCAUCUCUUAUGGUAAACCAUAUUUGCGAGAAAUAUAAGAAUCAAAUAGAUACCUAUGAACGAGAAAUGGGUACAUCUGUUGCUUCGUCGAUGAGCUCUUCCUCCACCAUUCAACAAGAAUUUGCAUUGACGACCAUUACAAAGACCAGAUUUGCAGAAAUCAACCAAGUUGACUUCAAAGAGAUAUUUAUUUCUAUUUUACCUUUGUUGAAUGAGAAAACUGACUCAAACCGAUGUUGCCUACUACUCAAAAGAAAUAGUAACAUAUAUCUAGAUGCAGAGCUUAUUGACGAAUUAAACCCAAAAGAGAGUAUAUUGCCACACCUGAAUCUUGAAGAAGCGUCUAUUGACAAAAUCGCUGAUAGAUUACCUCGGAAAAUGAUAUACAGGACAAUACGAACGAGAUAUGAGCAAGUUUUUUCUCAAUCUAAGGAAAUUGACCCAUACUUUGAGAAUUCUCACAUUGCCUCUGCAUUAUGUUUACCAAUUAUUCGUGAAAAAAGCGUGAUUGGAUGCAUCUAUCUCGAAAAUAGAGAAAUCGAAGACUCUUUCACAGUCGAAAAGCUCAACACUGCCAAGUUAAUCAUUUCUAUUAGUAUUGACAAUGCUAAAAUUUUCAGCUCGAUCAACAACUCCUAUGCUCGAUUUCUUCCAUCAGAAUUUUUAAAGCUCCUUGGAAAGAGCCAUGUGACCAAAGUGAGACCGGGUGACGCCAUCUCGCGAGAAAUGACUGUUCUUUUUUCAGAUAUUUAUGGCUUUACAGAAUUGAUGGAGUCUCUUUCAGCCAAAGAAGGGUUUAGUUUCAUGAAUCGACUGCUAUUUAGGACAGCACCUCCUAUAAGCAAGUAUGGUGGGUUCAUCGAUAAGAUAUUAGGUGAUGGUAUUAUGGCAUUGUUUCCUGACCCAUUGUCUGCAGUGAAAGCUUCAUUGGAAAUGAUAUCCGAAUUAGAAAAAUUCAACACUGAGAAUGUGUACAGUGUAACAAUGGGAAUUGGCGUUUCAAAUGGCGUGGUGAGUCUUGGAACCAUUGGAUACAAGGACAGACUCGAUGCUACCGUUAUUUCUGAUAGCACCAAUGUUGCCUCGCGCUGUGAAUCACUCUCAAGAUCAUUUAAAUCAAGAAUCAUUGUUACGGAGAGUGUUAUUAAUGGUUCGAGUCAGAUACCCCAUCAAGAUGCUUACAUUAUUUAUAUUGGAAAAUUUAUUUUGAAGGGCAAACACAUUGCUCGUGAUUUAUAUGCUGUCAAAGGCAAGAAAUGGAAGACCAUUAUCCAAAAUGCAGAUCUGUUCGAAAAAUCUACAAUAUCUCAAGUGGUUUCGUUAUUUCAAUCUAGAAAGUUCGAUCAAUGUCUUGAAUUAACCAAACAAAUUAGAAAUGACAGUACCACAAGCAAUCCUUUUGUACUUGCCAUGUGUCGAUUUUAUUCACAGGCAUGUGACAUUUAUUCGAAUUGCAAACUUCCCGAGUCUUGGUCAGGAGAUAUUCGAUUAAGUAAGGAUGGAGAACCAAAACCUUAUUUUUUGGAAGAGAGUUAUCACUCAUGGUCUAACGUUCAAUGA